Molecule: messenger RNA, 2138 nt
Organism: Aspergillus caelatus
Lineage: Eukaryota; Fungi; Ascomycota; Eurotiomycetes; Eurotiales; Aspergillaceae
Gene: utr2
Product: putative cell wall glucanase (Utr2)
Exons: 4
Coding region: 419-1735 (438 amino acids)
Biological process (GO): carbohydrate metabolic process; fungal-type cell wall organization
Cellular component (GO): fungal-type cell wall
Molecular function (GO): glycosyltransferase activity; hydrolase activity, hydrolyzing O-glycosyl compounds
Source: RefSeq, a predicted model, not a curated record
UUCCACCCCCGAUCGACCUCUCCAAGAAAACCGCCCCCUCCUCGUCCUCCUCCCUCUCCCUCUCCCUUAUUUUUCGCUGGCCCUUUCUUGUCUUCAAGGAUCAUUACUUGUUGACUCGUUUGGUGUUAAAUCCCCCUUCAACGAGGACCCACGGAGAUCUCGUUCGUUACUAGUUUCCCUCGUUUACUGACUCCUUUCCUCCUCUCGGCGGCGAUUUUGUCCCGCGGUCCUUCAUUAACUGGCGUGCCCGUUGAUUGGGUCUUGAUUCUCAUAUAUUGUCCAAUAAUCAGUGGUCCUGCGACAGGUCUUAUUUAAUUGAUUCCUCUCUCGCUCUCUUUUCGUGCCUGCUGCAGUCUCCUGUAUAAACGUCACACAUCACUGCACAUUCCCUUGUCACAGUACUUAUAUUAUCGGCAUUAUGGUUCGCAUUGUUUCUUCUCUGCUCCUGGCCUCUUUGGCCUCCACAUUCGCUUGGGCCGACACUAUCAAGUGCGACGCUAAUAACAAAUGUCCGGAGAAAUACCCUUGCUGCUCGCAAUAUGGCGAGUGUGGAACUGGCGCUUACUGUCUCGGCGGCUGUGAUCCCAUGCAGUCGUUCAGUCUUGACUCCUGCAUGGCCGAGCCGGUUUGCAAAAGCAAGACCUACAAGUGGGACAACCUCGACAGUGCUGCGCUGAACACCAAGUAUCUUGGCAACGCAUCAGCGUCCGAUUGGGUCUACAGCGGUUUCCCCAAGGUUGAGGAUGGCAACCUGAUCCUCACCAUGCCCAAGAACAGCGUGGGUACUUUGUUCGCAAACAACCACUACGUCUGGUAUGGUAAGAUCAAGGGAAAGGUAAAGAGUAGCCGUGGCAAAGGUGUCGUGUCUGCUUUUAUCCUGCUUUCGGACGUCAAGGACGAAAUUGAUUUUGAGUUUGUCGGCUACGACUUGGAUAACGUUCAAACCAAUUACUACUGGCAGGGUGUUCUGGACUAUAACAAUGGUGGAAAGGCUCCUACGGGCAGCAGCACUUUCGACGACUGGCAUGAGUAUGAAAUUGACUGGAAGCCCGAUGCCAUCACCUGGUCAGUCGACGGAAAUGUCAAGCGGACGUUGACCCGGGAAUCAACCUGGAAUGAGACCGCAAAACGCUACCAAUUCCCUCAGACCCCCUCGAGAAUGCAGUUGUCUCUGUGGCCCGCCGGUCAGGCAAGCAACGCUGAAGGUACCAUUGAGUGGGCCGGUGGUGAGAUUGACUGGGACAGCGAGGACAUCAAGGACAAGGGUUACUACUAUGCGGAAUUCGGAGAGAUCACCGUUGAGUGCUAUGACCCUCCGUCAAACUCGGGAGAUGGCAAGAAAUCGUACAUCCUUACCAACAAGGACGGCCUUGAAGGCUCCUUCAAGCUCACCAACAACGACACUGUGCUCGCCUCUCUUGGUGCUACCGGUCUCGACCCCGAUCUCGGCGCCAGCACCUCUUCGUCCUCGUCUUCGAGCUCGACCACUAGCAACAGCGUUCCUGAAAACCGCGGCGGCUCUGGUAACGAGCCUGGUGCAGGUGGCUCAAAUAGCACCAGCACCGGCAGCAGUGGCAGUGGCAGUGGCAGCGGUGAUUCUGGAUUCAGCCAGGGGAGCAACGAUGACAGCAAUAACAGCAAUAAUUCGAAUGGCGCUGCCUCUGCGAACGAGCGUGUCAUGAAGGGUUCCUUCUUCGCUGUCUUGGUCGCUGUCGUUGUGCUGGUUGCUCUAUGAACCAGUGAUUAACAAUUUUGGGCCCUUGCCUUCAUUCUUGAAUAUUCUUCUCUCUCUUUUUUUUUUUUUCUUUCUUUUCUUGGGUAUAUAACACUUACCCCCCUUUCUCCAUACCAACGUGGUUUUGGUGUGUCUGUCCUGUUAAAUUUACCUUCUAUACAUGGCGGUCCCUCACUCUUCAUGUCUGUCGCCUUAUACCAGUUAACUACUUUAUUCUGAUUGGAUGUCCUGAUGCUUUUAAUGAUCGCGCGUGGCGAUGCCGCAAACGGCGCAUUGCAUGCCGUUUGAUACUCAUUCUAAUACCCUUGUUUGCGUUUUGAUGCUAGUAUAUGUAUUUUUAAUUGAUUGGCUCGGUGUGGAUGAGUAUCGGAUCAAUGAAUAUAAUUUUCUUCACAGCUUUCUA